Messenger RNA from Closterium sp. Naga37s-1, 2472 nucleotides. Lineage: Eukaryota; Viridiplantae; Streptophyta; Zygnematophyceae; Desmidiales; Closteriaceae. The record is from the annotation of a GenBank genome assembly.
AUGGAAGGGGAGAGGCGAGGCGAGGGGGGUGAUAACACGCAGCAGCAGCAGCAGCAGCAGCAGCAGCAGCAGCAGCAGCAGCAGCAGCAGCAGGGGGGAGAAAAGGCGCAGGUGCAAGCCGGGGAGGGAGGAGGGCGCGGGGAAGUAGCAGAGUGGGUGGUGGCGGCGGUGGUGGAGAGUGUGGGGGUGGCGUGGGGAAGAGCACGACAGGUGGCGCGAGUUUGCAGGGGGGUGCGAGCCAGGAGCGUGUGGAAGAAGCUUUCGCUUCUCAGCAGCCUUUUGAAUGCUGCCCCUGUAAAGACCACCCAAGCUAGCAGUCUUAGCGAAAGUUCCCCUUCUGCAACCCACAGCAAUCCCACCAGCGGCACUCCCACCAGCAACACUCCCACCAGCAACCGCAACCUUGUAACUAGCACCAGUAGCACCAACCCGGUAAUUAGCACCAGCAGCACCACCCCUGCCACUGCCACAACAGCCAGCAACGGCAGGAGUGGCAGAAGUGGUAGGAGCGAGGGGCGAGGGGAUUCCCUGUGGGAGGCUGCUGGUGCUGGUAGUGCUGGUGGGGGUGACGAAAGAAGGGAAGCGGAAGGAGGGGAGGAGGAGAGAGUCGCUCCUGUUGGGCCGUUGAUUCAGCGGGCGAUCGGACGGCUGGCAGUGAUUGCGAGGGAUGACGAUGUGCUGCUGCAGCAGUCACUGGGCUUCUUUCAAAAGCUGGCAGCGCAGCGACGUGGCGUCAUGUUAUUGGACGACCCGAGCACUGCAUUGCCGGCGCUCGUUGCCGGAUUCCCGGAUUUCCUGGCACUGGCGGUGCGGGAUCUGCCUCUCAUCAUCAAUCGCUUCCCCCCAUCGCCCUCUACUUCUCCCCACUUUGCCUCUUCGCCCAUACGCGUGCUCUCCACUCUGGGAGUGCGAGUGCGGGAUCUGCCUCUCAUCAUCAACCGCUUCCCUCCGGUGCUCUCCCCGUCGGUCUUCCUCAACGCAUCAGUGGUCGCCGAUGCCAUCACCAAUACUCUCAAGGUGCCUAUCAGCAAGGUGAACCCAAUGCUCACGCGCUGCCCCGAGCUGCUCUCGCUCUCUCCAGCCAACAGCAUCGCGCCAGCUGGCGCAUUCCUACAGGCCGUAAGGCUGACGCGCGGGGAGAUGGUGCGCGUGCUCACUGCCAGCCCGUCACUGCUGUGCCGGCCCAGGCACCAACUGGGGGAGUCCCUAGACUGGCUGCAAGAGAACCUCUCCAUUCCGUCCCACGAGCUGGCUCACCUCGUGUUACGCUGCCCCAGCUUGCUCUGCCUCUCACCUGCGGUGCUGCAAGGCAAGGCGGCGUUCCUCACGGGGGAGGUGGGCGUGGCGGCAGCAGAGGAGGUGGCGCGUGUGGUGUGCCGCUUCCCUGAGGUGCUCACCAUGAGUGUCACAAGCAUGAGAAACAGGAUCUCCUACCUUUACUCCCGAGGCUUCUCCCGUGCUGACGUGGCAGCCAUGGUGGUUCGGUACCCACCGCUCCUGGGCUACAGCGUUGCGGCGGUGCUUCGGCCGAAGCUGGACUUCUGGCUUGAGGAGGAGGAAAAUCGCGGCCCGCCACGUGGCAACACCAGCAGCAGCAGCAGCAGCAGCAGCAGCACCGCCACCACUGCCAGGCAGAGAAGCAGGGAGCAGAAUCUGAGGCAAAGGGAGCUGGUGUAUCUGCUGAGCUGUCCUGAGGAGAAAUUUGCCGCCCAGGUGCUCGGACUCAACUUCAUGCUUGUCCCCCUGCGCGCGCCUCCUCAGUCCCCUGCUGCCACUGCGGGUAAUGGCCGUGGUGGUGGUGGUGGUGAUGGUGGUGGUGGUGGCAGUGGUGGUGGCAGUGGUGGUGGCAGUGGUGGUGGUGCUGCUGCUGCCUUGCCAGGUCCAACUAGUGCUGAUCCAGCUGCAAGGCGUGUUCAAGGAACCGGAGCCCACCGUCCAGAUUCACGUCUGAGGUUUCUUGCAGAAGCAGAUGUUCUGGGAAGGGAAGCAUCCUCUGGUAGAGCUUCCCUUGCCUCUGCUGCUGCCAGGUCAGCAGAACCCACUGCCAGGUCACGUGCGACUGGUGCCAGGUCAGCAGCCACUUGGGUAUCAAGGAGAGGAGCAGAUGCCAUAUACCCACCAGUAUCACCAGGAGAGGAGCAGAUGUCUGAGGAAGGGCAAAACGUUUCGGCUAGAAGAGCUGAAUAUUCACCUGAUGCCAGCCGUGGUUCACCGGAUGGUAAGGUGGUAUCGUCUGUUCCUACGACUAGAAAAAUGCCUGAAGCAGCGUCUCGGAACAUGGGACUGGAUGGUAGGUCGGAGGGAAUUUUGGAUAGGAAGGGAAGGAGGGACGGAAAUGGGGGUAAGGGAGAUACAUUAGGGUCGAAAGGGGAAGAUGAGUGGAAGAAUCUUGAGAAGCUCAUAGCAAAAGAGGACCAUGAAGAGUUUGGGAUUAGGGGAGGCAGGAAAGGGAGAAAGGGGAAGAGAAGGUAA